This is a messenger RNA of Patiria miniata (bat star), 1243 nucleotides long. RefSeq names its product E3 ubiquitin-protein ligase MIB1-like. NCBI's taxonomy places the organism in Eukaryota, Metazoa, Echinodermata, Asteroidea, Valvatida, Asterinidae. Gene Ontology annotation, cellular component: cytoplasm. The record is from RefSeq and is a predicted model, not a curated record. Gene Ontology annotation, biological process: protein ubiquitination. Gene Ontology annotation, molecular function: protein binding; ubiquitin-protein transferase activity. The transcript has 9 exons. Bases 30 to 1166 code for a protein of 378 amino acids.
GUUUUUUUUUCUACUUUUUCUGUAGUGCAAUGAAGAUCUUGUUGAGCUGUCUUCCGAGACCCUGGAUUGUUGAUGAGAAGAAAGAUGAUGGCUAUACGGCCUUGCACCUGGCUGCACUCAAUAACCAUGUUGAGGUGGCUGAGCUGCUUGUCAAUCAGGGUCAUGCUAACUUGGAUAUCCAGAACGUUAAUCAACAGACAGCACUUCAUCUUGCCGUUGAGAGGCAGCACACGCAGAUCGUGAGGUUGAUGGUAAGGGCCGGGGCUAAGUUGGACAUUCCUGACAAAGACGGUGAUACACCAUUACACGAGGCACUUCGUCACCACACUCUCUCACAGCUACGACAGCUACAGGACAUGCAAGAUGUUGGCAAGCUGUUGAUGGGCCUUGGCAACCAAUCAGGCGACAAGAAGAGCAGUGCCUCUAUUGCAUGUUUCCUGGCAGCCAACGGAGCCGACCUCAACGCUAAGAAUAAGAAAGGUCAAUCGCCGAUGGACUUGUGCCCCGACCCCAACCUGUGCAGGGUGCUGGCCAAGUGUCACUCAGAUAGCAACUGCCAGGAGAACACCAAUCUUCGCAUCAUCUCCUGUAUGGAGCAGGAACCAUUGGAGGAAUGUAUGGUGUGCUCGGACAUGAAGAGAGACACGUUGUUUGGACCGUGUGGUCAUAUUGCCACAUGCUCACUGUGUUCACCGAGAGUCAAGAAAUGUCUGAUAUGCAAGGAACAGGUCCAGUCCAGGACAAAGAUUGAGGAAUGUGUUGUCUGUUCUGAUAAGAAAGCGUCGGUUUUGUUCCAGCCGUGCAGUCACAUGUGCGCCUGUGAUGGUUGUGCUAGCUUGAUGAAGAAAUGUGUGCAGUGCCGAGGCCAGAUUGACAAGAUGAUUCCAUUCAUUGUAUGCUGCGGCGGUAAAGCUCCACCAGUAGCAUCCAAUAAUAGUACAGCCCCGACUAAGCCACAGAAGAUGAAUAACGCCAACAGUGAGCUGCAUAAAUUGGAGCAACAACUACAGGACAUCAAGGAGCAGACUAUCUGUCCUGUGUGCCUGGAUCGAAUCAAGAACAUGAUCUUCCUCUGUGGUCAUGGCACCUGUCAGCUGUGUGGCGAUCGUAUGUCGGAGUGCCCCAUCUGUCGGAAGUCUGUGGAGAAAAGGAUUCUUUUAUACUGAGGACGACAGAACAUGCGACUAAUGUACAUAGUGGUGCAAAAAGAAGGAAACCACUAUUGACAGCAAUUUUUACCUAC